Molecule: messenger RNA, 2114 nt
Organism: Ananas comosus (pineapple)
Lineage: Eukaryota; Viridiplantae; Streptophyta; Magnoliopsida; Poales; Bromeliaceae
Exons: 1
Coding region: 28-1758 (576 amino acids)
Source: RefSeq, a predicted model, not a curated record
CCCUCCUCCUUCUCCGCCUCCUCCUCCAUGCGCGGCGACUCCGACCCCCCUCCGCCGCCGCCGCCGCAGCCGCUGGAGAUGGCGGAGUCCGGCCGAGACCCCGCGGCGGCGGAGGCGCUCCGCCUCCUCGCCAUGGCGGAAGCGAGGCUCGCCUCCGCCUCCUCCCUGAAAUCCGCUCUCAAGUACGCCAAGCGCGCGGCGAGGCUCCGCCCCGGAGUCGGCGGCGCCGCGGCGCUCGUCGCCGCGCUCCGCGUCCUCCGCGCCGACCCCUCCGACCACUACGGCGUCCUCCGCCUCCCCCCGCUCUCCUCCGCGGCCGCGAUCCGUCGCCGCUACAAAACCCUAGCCCUCGACCUCCACCCCGAUCGCUCGCCCUUCCCCUCCUCCUCCUCCUCCUCCGCGGUGGCGGUGGCCGAGGAGGCGUUCAAGCGCGUCGCCGAGUCCUUCCGCGUCCUCUCCGACCGGUCCCUCAAGCGCCGCCUCGACCUUCGCCUCCGCCGCGGCCGACGAUCGCCGCCGCCGGAGGAGGAGGAGGAGCGCGCCGCCACGUUCUGGACCGCCUGCGCCGCGUGCCGCCUCCUCCACGAGUUCCACCGCAGGUACGUCGGCUACCGCCUUGUUUGCCCUAGCUGCCGCAAGAGCUUCCUCGCCGUCGAGGUCCCCAACCCCAACAACGACGACGAUGACGAUGACGAAGCCGAGGACCCGGAACAGGAGGAAGGAGAAGAAGAAGCAGAAGAAAAUGGCGACGACAAUGCCGAUGAUAAUAAGUCGAGAGUUAGGGCUAGCUCUAGGGAUAGGGCUAGGGCUAGGAGGGUAACGAAGUCGCGAUCUAAUUCUCGGCCUAGGGUUUCUAGAUUCCCGCCAUUGGCGCGGCAAAAACGGAGAAUUGAACCCAGACUUUCGAACUCGCCAUUGGCGGGGUCCAAGAAACCCCGGACAAAUCCGGAGAAGACGCUAGCCGAGAUGCAGAUGGAGCUCAGCAGGGAAAAGAAGAGGAAGGAGAGGAAGGGAAAUGUGAAACCUUUGCUUCAGCCAAAGGAGGAGGAAGAAAAUGAUUCGAGCCUAAUGGUGGUCGAGGACUCGGAUUUCUACGACUUUGAUAAGGAUCGGUCGGAGAAGAGCUUCAGGAAAGGGCAAAUUUGGGCAAUUUACGAUGACGAUGACGGGAUGCCCCGCCACUACGGGUUGAUCGAAGAGGUCGUCUCUUCGGAUCCAUUUAGGAUUAGGAUGAGUUGGUUGGACAUCGAAAACCAUGGAGAUGAGCAUUUGCUUCUUUUAGAGAAAUCGGGGUUUCAUAUCUCGUGUGGGCGAUUUAAGAUUGGGAGAAAAGUUGAAAUCCGCUCAGUCAAUCUCUUCUCCCAUUUGAUCGACUGCGAAAGGGCCGCGAGGGAGCUUUUUAGGGUUUACCCAAAAAAGGGUUCGGUUUGGGCGCUAUAUGGGGAUUGGAACUUCGGCGGAGAGGAGAGGAGGCGACACUAUGACAUUGUUGUGUUGCUCACAAGCUAUAGUGAUAUGUAUGGGGUGAGCAUGGCGUAUCUUGAGAAGGUGGGCGGGUACAAGAGUGUAUUUAAGAGGCGGGAGGUUGGCGCACUUGCUAUUAGGUGUAUUGAGAAAGAGGAUGUGAGGGUUUUCUCGCAUCAGAUUCCCGCACGGAAGCUUUCGGGAACGGAAGGGUUGGAUUUGCCGAGAGAUUGCUGGGAGCUCGAUCCUGCUUCACUAACUGCAGAAAUGCUCUCUGUUACUUGGAGUAGGUAAUGUUUGCUGCGAUGAUGGUGACGUGCAGCAUUGUAAAAAUUCCAUUUGAACCGACAAUGAAGUUUUGCUUCGCUUCGUCAAACUUGGGAGGUUUUUGGCUCGCUUACCUAUUUUCUGAAAUUUGAUUCGUCAUCUUGAUUCCAUUCGUAUCUUAGGUUGCAUUUGUGAAUUUUAAUGUUGUUCUGUUGCUCGUGAUUGUUAUAAUGGCUAACACUAAAGUAUGUGAAUGCCGACCAUAACUGAUGAAUGACUUAGCUCAGCAGAAAACUAUAAGUUGUUUCACAGUUUCAAUACAUAGCAUUUAGUGAUGCCAAAAUAUGCUCUCAAUAAACAAGGAUAUGCCCAAUUCUCACAAA